UGCAGGAUCAGACUUCCUAUGUGCGACACACAUCAUUCCAGUGAAGAACGAAGAGGGUGUUGUCAUGAUGUUCAUCUUGAGCUUCGAUUACGUGCUGAAAGAGGGCAGCAUGGAUUCAUUAGACCGACUCAACCACACCUCACCAACCAGACAAGAACAAAAAAAAGGACGUUUCUUCCGUUUUCGUCUGCCUGCACCACUGAACAUGCUGGGAGUGAGUAAGCAAUCCCUCCCCCAGGAAGACCCGGAUGAGGUGACCAUCCAUUCGGCUGAUCAGAAUGAGAAAUGCUCUUCCUGCUCGUCAUCUGUCUCUCUUUCCCUUUCUCCACGUGAACUCCAUCCACCCACUGGUGAGAGCUGUAGCCCUUCCUAUGGAAACGACACCUGGGCUCUGAUUGGCCAGAAUUAUCUGGGGUCAUGCUCACCUAUCUCAGGGCCACAGGAUCACUCGUCUCCACGGGGCCCUUGGGAGCGGGUGGACCCACAGGAGCCUUUGCCGACUGCAUCUAGGAGAGCAUCACGGGCCAGUAUGUGCACGUUUAGGAGAGUAUCAUCUACACAAGAUUUAGAAGGACUCAGCACGCAGACACAGAGGACUUACCGUGAUCGCCAUGCUAGCGAAGAUAAUGGGCGUAGUAUUAAAGUGUCGCGCUCUUGGAUGGCUGGGGGUCCAUUUAAUCAGAUCAAGUCCAGCAUUUUGGGUUCCACAUCUGACUCAAACCUUACUAAGUACAGCACCAUCAACAAGAUCCCUCUCAUCACUCUAAACUUCUCAGAGACCAACAAUGACAAGCGGGCAUCAUCUCCGCAUUCCUCAGAGAAAACCAUCAUUGCACCAAAGGUCAAAGAUCGAACACACAAUGUCACAGAGAAGGUCACACAGGUGUUGUCGCUAGGCGCCGAUGUACUUCCAGAGUAUAAACUUCAGACGUCACGCAUCAACAAGUUCACCAUCCUACACUACAGCCCCUUUAAGGCAGUCUGGGAUUGGCUGAUUCUGCUGCUAGUCAUCUACACCGCUGUUUUCACACCCUACAGUGCGGCCUUCCUGCUCAAUGAUGUGGAGGAGCAGAAGAGACGAGAGUGUGGUUAUUCCUGCAGCCCAAUCAACGUGGUGGACCUCAUGGUGGACAUCAUGUUUAUCGUAGACAUUCUUAUAAAUUUCCGGACUACGUACGUUAACACCAAUGAAGAGGUGGUUAGUCAUCCGGCUAAGAUAGCAGUGCAUUACUUCAAGGGAUGGUUCUUCAUAGACAUGGUGGCAGCCAUACCUUUUGACCUGCUCAUAUUUGAGGGAGGAUCAGAAGAGACCACGACUCUGAUUGGCCUUCUAAAGACUGCCAGACUGCUCCGAUUGGUCCGUGUGGCACGGAAGCUGGAUCGUUACUCAGAGUAUGGGGCGGCUGUCCUAAUGCUCCUCAUGUGUAUCUUUGCACUGAUUGCUCAUUGGUUGGCUUGCAUAUGGUAUGCGAUUGGCAAUGUGGAGAAACACUAUCUGGAUCACACUAUCGGCUGGUUAGACAAUCUAGCCAUAUCUAUCGGCAAGCAGUACAACGGCACUGACCUCUCCUCAGGCCCCUCAAUCAAGGACAAGUAUGUGACAGCACUGUAUUUCACAUUCAGCAGUCUGACCAGCGUGGGUUUUGGAAACGUGUCACCAAAUACCAACUCAGAGAAGAUCUUCUCCAUCUGUGUCAUGCUCAUUGGCUCUCUGAUGUAUGCUAGUAUCUUUGGGAAUGUGUCUGCUAUAAUUCAGCGACUGUACUCAGGAACAGCUCGGUACCAUCUGCAGAUGCUUCGGGUCAAAGAAUUCAUUCGCUUCCACCAGAUCCCUAACCCGCUGAGGCAAAGACUGGAGGAGUACUUCCAACACGCAUGGACAUACACCAAUGGCAUUGACAUGAACAUGGUACUGAAGGGCUUUCCAGAGUGCCUGCAGGCUGAUAUCUGUCUUCAUCUGAAUGAAAGUUUGCUCCAGAGCUGCAAGGCUUUCCAUGGAGCGACCAAAGGAUGUCUACGAGCAUUAGCGAUGCGCUUUAAGACCACUCAUGCCCCGCCGGGUGACACGCUGGUGCAUUGUGGGGACGUUCUUACGGCCCUCUACUUUGUGGCCAGGGGAUCUAUCGAGAUCCUCAGAGACGAUAUAGUGAUGGCUAUCCUGGGUAAGAAUGAUAUUUUUGGAGAGAUGAUUCAUCUGUACGCCAAACCAGGAAAAGCCAAUGCAGAUGUUCGAGCGUUGAGCUACUGCGACCUCCACACCAUCCAGAGAGAGGAUCUGCUGGAGGUUCUGGACAUGUAUCCUGAAUUCUCAGACUACUUCCUGUCCAAUCUGGAGCUCACGUUUAACCUGCGUGAAGAAAACACCAAGGGAGCCACGGCUCCUCAGAGCAACCUUUACACUGAUGUGAGUGACUCAGACACAGAAGACCCUGAUGUCAGGACCAAACCCUGCUUUAAGAAGAACCGCUCCGCAGGUUCUCCUAACAGACUGAGCAGGACAGACAGAGAAAGGGGAAGAGAUCGAGAGGUUCACACAUUACCGGGAGAGGAGGAGAAGGAAGAGGAAGAGGAGGGUGAGGAAGAGAUGGCGAGGACUUUGAGUCAAUCCAUUCCUGUCAACCUGAACACCAUCCCUGACACAUACUCUAAAGAUUGCGUUGAAAACCAUCUGUUUCACAAAGAUGUGUGUGUUGAAGAAUGGCCUUGUGGGAAUGCAGAUGACUCAGCGAAAUCUCAGGACAGAAAAGGAGGAGACGACCGUGAAAGUGACAUCACAUUCGGCGAAAUGGAGCAAAGACUGGAUGUACUGCAGGAACACCUAAACAGGCUGGAAGAGCAGAUGACAUCAGACAUCCAGGCUAUUUUACAGUUGCUCCAGAGGCAGAGCACUCUGGGACCUCCAGCGUACAGUACUGUGUCCGUCGUUCCAGACUACCACAAACCCGUGCAGCCCGUCACUGCCAUGCAGAUGCAGAGUUCUGGUGAUCUAGAGAACGCCUGUAAAGCCAAAGACUCCAACGCCUGCUGUUACCACGGAGAUGAACUCUGACGUCAACACGGCCACUCCAUUGGUGACAGAGCCAGAGAGGGAGGAGGGUCUACACAGGCCCUCCUCUGAUCCUGGCCUUCCAGGGCAGUAAUAUAUGGUCAUGAAACAGAAUCUAAUAACAACAGAAUUCCCAGGGGCAUGUACAGUAAGACCAGUGUUUAAUCAUGAGGUUUGAGUUGUAAUAUUCUGAAUUUUGAAUAAGAAUGCCUCAUAGAGGAGUCAAACUUCUGUAUGCUAUUUAAGUAACUAUGCAUAGACAGAACAAAAUCUACAGUAAGCUCAACUUCCUCCCUUCAAAACAACAGCAGCUACAGCUAGACUCAGGGUAGAAAACACAAAACCGAAGAGUCAUAUGCAAAGAACUGACAAUGACCUUCCAUGUCCCUUAUAGUUACCUUAAAAGGAGUCAAACAAAAGCCGGUGAACAGAUGCAUUAAUGCAGUAUGAAUCAGUGUAAAGGCUGUUCAUUUUGUAAAUAUAUAAAUGAAACGGUGGUCAGGAAGUAACAUAUUGGACAUACAACCAUGUUAAUGAAAAAUGCAUGCUGGAAAAAAAUGCAGUGUUUUUUAUUUAUUUAUUUAUUUAUUUUUGCAUGUUUCUUAAAAAAACAUUUGCAUUGGUAAUCAAGUGACAUGAGCUUGGUUUUUGUCGUUAUAUCACUUAUUUGAGAUUUAUGUAUGUAUUUAUUUAACUAUGACUUUCCUGGUAUUCAGGAAGAAUCUUUUACUUGAACUGAACUCUGCAAAACAAAGCCUCAUCAUCAAACUGUCAUCAUCUCCAAAUAUCACAUUAUUCUGCCCAUAUCAGAUUUCCACAGGACAGUUACAUUCAGCAAUGACACGCUGUCCCUUCAGAGCCAACUAAACAUUGUAACAUUGUCAGUAUUGCAAUAUCAUAUCUCAGUAUUGAAUUUGACAGAACUUUGAUGGUCUAAAUAAGUCUCACCAUUUUUGGCCCUCAUGGUGGGUAAUUUAAACCUUCCACUUCACAAACAUUCGACUUUGGGGCUUUUAACACUUAAAGGGUCAUUUUUAACCCUGGGUAGAUAUUAUUUGCAUAUUUAUGAGGCAAAUUUUAUGAUAAAAACAAAUGCAGCCCAUAAAAUGUUGCCACAAUGAUCCACUCUGGUUGUCCAUUCAUGUUGCAGUUUGAGCUGUAUUACCAGGGUUCCCACACAUCCUGGAAAACCUAGAAAAUUGAUGACUAAUUUACCACUCCCGGAAAACACAUGCAAAAUGAGAGAAAAUGUAAAGUGUCCUGGCAAAUCUUGUUGUAGUCCUGGAAAAUUUUUAUUUAAAAAACAAAUAAAAAUGUAAAUGUGUUUUCGUUUAGCCAAGAACGAACAAAUUAUCACUGUCCCGAAACAAUUAUUGUUAGAAAACGUUCAAAUGUCCAUAAAUCGGAACCGGCCUGUUUUUGCUCCAAACGCACGAUCUGCUGCUGUUCCAUAAGCGCCACCUGCUGUCAGAGAGUGAAAUUGCGUCUCCUUCAGCCCAUCUGCUGUUUCUGUCUUGGGCAGAUAUGUUUUACGUAGUAUAAUGUCACAGUGCUAGUCAGAACAUUCUGGUUUUGCUUCAGAUUUUGACAUGACAUCUAAUUUAAAUCAGAAACUGCUCAUGUAUGUAGCAUCUUUGUUUGGAUCAUGAUUAAAGUGCAGUGUUUGCCUCUAAUUUUAAAUGACUACUGAGAGUUCGGCCUGUAAUAGAGCAUAAAACACAUUGUUCAUAUAGUCAUUCUAUCUUAUAUAUUGCUUUAAAAAAAAUUAAAUAAUAACAAAUCAGUUAUGGAGUCGGCCAUGAAAAAUCAAGAUUGGUGUAUAACUACUAUUUAUGAUUGGUUGUCUGUUGCCUUUGGAUUCUAGCAUUGUUAAAGCAAGGUUAAUGCCUGAUUUCAAGUCAAGUCAAAUUUGCUUUAUUGACAAUUUUUCCACAUGUACAGUACAUACAUACAGAUUUCAUGCAGAGUACACUUCAUGCAGUGCUGGUACAGUUGCUCAACCCAGGGUUAAAACUGGUCCUGUGAAAAGCCCUUUUGUGUUAUUUAUGCUUUUUUGUCCUCAUUUCUUUAUGCAAUUUACAGAUUCAUUUUAGAAGAUUCUUUAAUUCUGAAGCUGUAGCAGUGCUUAUCUGUAGAAAUAUAUCUGGAUAAUGUGAUCUGGAGGUGAAAGCACUAGGUUUUGUAGCAGCAGUCAUCCUUGGCCUUCCAGAUAAUAAAUCUAUGUUAACAGAACCCAUAAAAUGCAAACUUUUAGUCUUGCAGUAUAACAUGGCAUUGAGUUCAUGUGUAGGACUGCAUGUUUAACCAAAGUUAGUUAGUUGAAUUAAUCACUUAAUCCCAUUUAAUGAGAUGCAUUGAAACACACAGUCUUCCUAGUGUCAGCUAAAACAAAAAAACAAAACAAAAAAAAAGCAGAAAAAAAAUGUAUGCAUGUCUUAAUUUAGUAAUUUACUCAUAGAGCCACCAGAUUUAGAGCUUCUGAUGUGAAUGAAUCAAUCUGAUUGGUAGGCUGAAAUCUGGAGGCUGAGCAUUGUGACAUACCAGUGUAGGCGAGAGAGGCUUUAAAUCUUCAUCUGCCAUCACACAGAUAUGUCAUUGGGUGUCCUGUCUGGCUCGUGUGAGCGCUGUGAUCACGGCAUGCUUUGACCUAACAGUUUCCUUUGAGAUGGUCGAAGUCAUGUCUGGUGUUUCAGGAAGCUGGCCGGAGUGGGUUUGCCUUAGGGGUGUUUGCAGGACAUGGCCAGGACAUGUGCCCAGUGCGGGAAAAGAACAAGAGAGAGUUAUGAUACUAUUGCGAUCUUUUGCACAAACUCUUUUAAACAUAUUGUACAGUGUCACUUUUUAAAACUAGUGCUGUUCGCAAAAUUGUUUUUAUGCAUUUUUUUAAAUGUUUGACACUGUAUUUUAUACAAUGCAAGACAUAGCAGAUUAGAAUGUUUUCCUCCUUGGAUAUAUUGGUAUGUAUUUUAUUUAUGCUGUAUAUUGUCAAUAUAACAAGAGUCAACACACAACUGUGUAAAUUAAUAAAAGACAGAAUGCUUAAUUU
Cyprinus carpio (common carp) is the source of this 6092-nucleotide messenger RNA. Its product is annotated as potassium voltage-gated channel subfamily H member 7-like. The record is from RefSeq and is a predicted model, not a curated record. The transcript is spliced from 15 exons. Lineage: Eukaryota; Metazoa; Chordata; Actinopteri; Cypriniformes; Cyprinidae. The coding region runs from base 65 to 3049 and encodes 994 amino acids. Gene Ontology annotation, cellular component: membrane. Gene Ontology annotation, biological process: potassium ion transmembrane transport; regulation of heart rate by cardiac conduction; regulation of ventricular cardiac muscle cell membrane repolarization. Gene Ontology annotation, molecular function: inward rectifier potassium channel activity.